Molecule: messenger RNA, 966 nt
Organism: Suillus clintonianus
Lineage: Eukaryota; Fungi; Basidiomycota; Agaricomycetes; Boletales; Suillaceae
Exons: 4
Coding region: 406-771 (121 amino acids)
Source: RefSeq, a predicted model, not a curated record
CUCCGGUUGUCUCGUCGACGGAACUAAUUUGCUCCUCCAUCCCGAUAUAGUGGUCAAUCCUCUGUGGAGAACAUCUACUGAGAGCUUAUUGAUUCAACGAGCGUGGAGGCGUGAUCGCGAUUUUAGAUCUGGCCGAGAGCUAUUUCCUUGUAACCGUACCUCAUGACUGAGAGCCAAGUAAAAAUAAGACAACAGAUUGGUCGUUGACCUCAGGAAUGCGUUGUACUCCUGACCGUCAUCGCGGUAACUACCGAUUUCUUUUCUCAACCUUGCUCUUCAUUCAGUCUCACCCGCUCCACUACGUCAAGCCCCUCUUCGAACAGCAACAGGAAUUCCUAGCACUACCGAACUUCAAAUUGCACCAGGUUGACGUCGUGGAGUUCUUUCAGACAGGAGCUUCAUGCGAUGUCUACCCCUCCCUGGUUUUCAAAACUAUAUAACGCCGGGAUUCAUCAAUACACAUGGAAACUCACGUUGCCAAAGAUCAUGUCACCUUCGUUCUAUCACACCGAGCUUAACAGGGCCCUUUCCGAACAAGCCUUCGGGUUGGCUCGGUUUGACAUAUUCAGAAGCUCGUCGCCUCACGAGGCCACUGCAUCUGUCACUCUCAUUGAGGGCAGAACUAUUCGCAUAACCCUAACUGCUCGUGGCUAUCAGCUUGAUGGGGAUCAGAUCUUCGAAUCUAUUGAGGGACUCUUGCAGUCCGUCAGUACAGCAUACGAAGGAAGGAGGAGAGAGGCUUUAUUUUCGCGCCUGCGAAGCCUAUCAUGAAUCGUUGCUCAAGAUCGCAAUAUUCAGUGGCCCUAAACAUAUUUGUAGUAUUUUUGUACUAAUGUAUAGUGUGACGCAUAUUUUUGUUCGUUGUCGUUACCGUGUUUCCAGAGGCUUACAAACAAGCUUUGUUCUCCAGUACUAUAGACAGUCUGGUAGUACCACUUGCAAGUUUGGAACUAUUUUUUUCUGACG